AUGUUCCCUACUCGCCCACUGAGAAUGCAAGCCACCCAGCCUCGUCUAGGUCCUUUGCCCAAACCCAAAGCGGUAUUUAAUCACCCCUCCUCCCAAGACUACAACAUCAAAUUGCGACGAACGUCAAGAGAGGGAAAGUUUGAUUCUCUGACUGUUCCAUAUGCUAAACAACCAUCUCCCACGUUCAGCUCACACAGUAUCCCAGCGCCUCCGAACCCUCAAGAAGAUCCCCCCAGAAUUGUUCCCUCUGGCGUUGCCGUCGGUGCUGCCACAUAUUCCCUCAUCAAAAAAUUGAGAACGGACAAGACUCUCCGUCUGUCGCGACCUAAGCCUGAAGAUGUCAGCCAUUAA
Molecule: messenger RNA, 351 nt
Organism: Paracoccidioides lutzii Pb01
Exons: 3
Coding region: 1-351 (116 amino acids)
Source: RefSeq, a predicted model, not a curated record